UAAACAAUCACCGCGAGACGCUUGAUUUCUAUCGGUGGUUAACUGUGCGUUUGAAUCCUACCGUGAACGAUGGCGUCGCGCUACAUCACUUGGACGGUACCUCAAUUAAAAAAGGAAUUGAUGCACAGGGAUGCAGCUACGCACGGGAGAAAAACUGAUCUGGUUGAAAGGCUUGAGUCCUAUGAUAGGAACAAGAACUUUUUACCACCGCCUGUUCUUCUGCCAGAACCUCUAGAUGUGAACUGGCCAUCCACUGGAUUUCAACAAUUGAAGCCAGAUCACCAAGGACUUUUACCUAGUGUAACAAGGGACCAAACAGAAGCCUACUUUCUUCACCGCCUUGCAGGUGUUAAUGACUCGGCAAGAAAUAUUAAGGCCAUUAAGAAUGGUGAAUUGUUGUACGAUUCCAAGAGAAUCCUUGCGUGUUCUGUGCUCAUUCAGGCCGACAUAUUUUUUACGGGAAUAGUCAGUGCAGCCAUGAAAAAUAAGGUGACAUACAACUACAAGCUUCGACUAGAAAAGCAAUCCGGAGAUAUUUUAAGUUCCCACUGCGAAUGUCCUGCUGGUAAGGGCCCAAACGGAACGUGUAAGCAUCUAGCAGCAGUGAUGGUGAUGCUGGAGAAGUUCACUGGGUUAGGAGAACUGACUGGCAUUGAGAAAACGUGCACAGAAAACCUUAUGAUGUUCAAUAAACCAAAGAUUUCCCAUAAAGGAUCACCAGUAAAGGUAGAACAUCUUUCACGAAAACGCAAGUCAGAGUCAAUAUUAGAUGAUCCCCGUCCAGAGAAGAGGAGGAAUAUGGAGGGUUUUGAGGACAGGGUGAGGAACAUCCUCAUCAAUUAUACCGCAAAAUCGUCGGCAGAUAUUGCCUAUCGCUACUUAUUCAAAGGAGCUGAUUUGAAG
Messenger RNA from Saccostrea cuccullata (small rock oyster), 903 nucleotides. RefSeq lists its product as uncharacterized. Gene Ontology annotation, molecular function: zinc ion binding. Lineage: Eukaryota; Metazoa; Mollusca; Bivalvia; Ostreida; Ostreidae. The record is from RefSeq and is a predicted model, not a curated record. The annotation marks the transcript as partial. The transcript is spliced from 5 exons.